Messenger RNA from Orussus abietinus, 691 nucleotides. RefSeq lists its product as uncharacterized. The coding region runs from base 23 to 376 and encodes 117 amino acids. The transcript is spliced from 4 exons. Lineage: Eukaryota; Metazoa; Arthropoda; Insecta; Hymenoptera; Orussidae. The record is from RefSeq and is a predicted model, not a curated record.
AUAGGAUUCAUGUUGGCCCAUCAUGGCGAUUUUUAAUGUCCUCUCGAGUAUAAAAGGAGCUGAAUUUUUGCGGAGCCGAAAGAAGGAAAAAGACGCCGACGCCAUGUUGAAGGCCUCCGUUUUCUUUGUGCUCUGCGUGGCGGUGCUCACUCUCGGUGAACCUUCAUCCCAAAAAACCAACGUGCACUCACGUUACGCUCGGGAUAGCCCCAUGGGUAAUCCCAUGGGUAAUCCCAUGGAAAUGGCUGCAGGACAAGGAGGUAAUUAUAAGGAGAUAGCUGCGCAGAUUCCCAAUGCUGGAAUAGAAAUGGCAAAGCAAUUCGUAGGACAAAUGGAACAUGGAAUGGGAAAGAGCGGAUCGAUGCUUAACAAGUGAAGUUCAAUUAAUCAGGAAUGGAAUCCAAGGACCUGGAUGACGACGAAGUAAUUGCUUUGAUUUUGCCAUUUAAUAAUAUUCAGCAACAUUUACCUCCCAGAUUGCACGAGCCCUUCUGAAAAGCAUGGGAAAGAGAACGAGGAAGAGGAUUUCAAAGCCCUUUCAGGGAAUCCCGGGAAGAAAUCACUUUAUGAAAAAUUCUUCCUUAUCAAGAGCGAUUCCCUCCUACCAAUCGCACCGAAGCCUGAUACGUGGAAAUCGGAACAAACGUGUCAAUUGAAUAUAUUUAAAUAAAUGUCGCACCGCACAGGAAAA